AUGCCGCUGAGGGAAGCUUCGAGGAAGGUGGCGGAGCUCGGGCGAGCAAUGAAGGGUCUAUGGAAGGGGAGGAAAGAUGACGUCAGCGGUACUGGAACGGGAACAGCAGCGGAUGGUGCUGGUGCGGGCAAGUCGAGCAGCAGCCUACCCUCUCUUUCGCAGUGGCCUGAUUCAGAGGAGAGGCAGCUAGCAGCAGCCUUAGCUAGCGGGAAACGAGCCACGCUUAUCCAGUUUUACGCCCGCCGCUGCCGCCUCUGCCGGUCGCUCAGCCAGCUCACCGCUGAGCUGGCACGACGCAACGCUGACUGGCUCAACGUGGUCCCUGCUGACGUGGAGAACAGCCGAUGGUUGCCCGAGGUGGGGCAUUACAGCAUCAAGUACGUGCCGUGCUACGUGCUGCUGGACGGGCGGGGGAGAGCGCUGGCCAAGACAGGCGAGCCGUACAGCCGCAAGCACGUGGUGAAGGGGCUGGCUUACCUGGUGGAGAGCAUGCGCCCCUACCGCAGGCGGGCUUCAGAGGGACAGUGGCGCGCCGUUGCGAUCUUAUCGCCAUUGCUGAAGCAAUUUCUUACAUACUCCCAAGCGGCAUUGCGGACGGUUCCUUCCUCUCCACCUCCCGAUAUCGCGGACCGUACGGUGCAGUUAAGCUUCGUGUAUUUCCAUCGCUUCGCAGAACGAACGACCUGCGACGAACGACCUGCGACGAACGAAUCUCCGAGUUCGCGGAAAGCACGGUUCAUCAAACCCGUCGCCAUGUUCUCGUGGAUCGCGUCGAAACCGGCGGCGAAGGAGGAACCGCCCGCUCCUAAGAGCUUCGACCCGCUAAAGGGGUUGGGAGGAGCCGUCGCAUACUACAAGGGUGCCGACUCGCAGGCCGCCGAUGCUGCUGCGUCAGGCAAGCUGAUCGGCUCCGCUGCUGCUUUCUACGCCAACGUUGCUCGCGAGCGCCUGCUAGAAGCAGCUGACGCGGCUGUGCCCGCGGGUUCGAAUCCAGCUGCUGGCAAUAAUUCGGGGGAAAGAGCAGCUGCCGAAAUUUGCCCUGGUGUGGGCGAAAUCAACGAGUUUCUGCGACGUGGGCGACGCUGCAUUGACUCUGUGGCGCCGUCGCUGGCUGGUGCGGGUGAAGGCAAGGCGGAGGGCGGUUCCGUGCCUGCGCCGGAGCUGGACUUGAGGUUCGGGAGCGCGUCUGAGGAGCCGGUUCGGUGGCUGUUCAAAGUGGUGAUUGGCAGCGAGCACGCGGACCUGGACGCGAUCGUCUCAGCCAUCGUCUACUCCUUCUUCCUGGACCAUUCAGAGCCGCCCAGCGCGCGGGCGGCGGGGCUUUGUCUGUUUCCGCUGGUGCACACGAGCCGAGCGGACUUUCACCUCCGCACCGACGCGGCAUGGCUGCUGCAAGCCAUGGGCGUGGACACACAGGCGCUCCUCUUCCUGGACGAGGUUGAUCUGCGCAAGCUGCAUGGAGAGGGGCGGCUGCAAGUGGUGCUGUACGGCCACAACAAGAUGCCUGCUACUAUCGAGGGCAUGGAGAAAGCUGUUGCGGAAAUCAUUCCCCGGGAAACAGGAUCGGUCAUCUCACAUCCCAUCUUCCCGCGAACCGCAGAAGAGGGCAGCAGCUGUGCUACCAUGCUGGCUCGGCGCCUAUCAGAGGAAGCCCCUCACCUCCUCCUCAAUACCGCUCUUGCACGCCUGCUGCUCGCAGCCAUUCUCACAUGCACCAACAAUCUAGAUCCCGGGCAGAGCAGCGAGGUGGAUGCCAGCAUGGCGGCAUUCCUGGCCGUUGGAUCGAGGUGCCUCGGGCGGAACGUUUUUUACGAGAUAUUGCGUGACAAGAAAUACAACCAGGCGUCGCUCACUACUGAGGAACUCCUUAGAGCGGAUAUAGUGCAGCAUGCCAUGGGCCCCGGCGUGCGUGGAAAGAAAGGAGGCGAGGUGUUGAACGUCGCGAUAUCGAAUGUGGGAAGCUCCACCUCCCAGCUGGUGAACAAGGAUGCCAAGUUCGAGGAGAUUCUGAAGCAGUUCCUCUCCACGCGCUCGCUGCACCUCCUGGUCAUCCUCUCUACAUACUACUCCGAAACCAGCAAGCGUUUUAAGAGGGAGCUGGUGCUGGCAACCCCCCUCACCUCGCUCUCCUCAGGCCUCUCCUUCUUCCUCCAGAAGGAGUCUCACGACCUGCGCCUGCGACCAGUCACCAUUCGAGGCAUGCCCACUUGGCUCAAGGCGUUCACGCUUGUAUUCAUCAUGGCUGCGACCGUUGUAUCUGGAGCAAAGAAGCUAAAAGACGGCAGCCGUUGCGUGCUUUCGUCGACGUUAAAGCCCAUCGUUGAGUGCGAAGGCGGGCCAGCCACGUGUCUUGUAAUGAGAACUCCGAAGCCUGGGAAUCCAUACGGUCGCUACAAGGGAGUCUGCAACAGCACUUACGAAAAGGGUCUCUAUUGCGCGUUCAUGUCGCAGCCCUAUGCAGUGGGAACGCGCGGCAUCCCCGGCAGCAGCAGCUGCGAGCGCUGCAACUGCAAGGCGGUGCCGGUGGUGAUCCCGGGGGGGAAGGAGCUGGUGCGGAUGGAGGCGCAGUGCGUGUGCCCCGAGGUGCCGUGUCGGACUAAUUAUCGCGGAGCCAGCAUUCGCCGAUUCGAGUGCCCUCCUCUACAGCAAACGUGUCUGAUCAAUCGAGUGGGGCGUGGUGGUGUGGACAGUGAGGGGUACAGGAUUGAUGUUGGCACGUGCAUAGCGCCGCAAGACGCUUUCAGAGCCACCAACUGCAGCAGUGCCGGUCCCACAUGGGGAAUGAAGUGGUAUGCUCUCGGCACGACCAACAUUCCCAAGCCCGGUGAUUG
Molecule: messenger RNA, 2831 nt
Organism: Closterium sp. Yama58-4
Lineage: Eukaryota; Viridiplantae; Streptophyta; Zygnematophyceae; Desmidiales; Closteriaceae
Source: the annotation of a GenBank genome assembly